Messenger RNA from Alternaria infectoria, 798 nucleotides. RefSeq lists its product as uncharacterized. Gene Ontology annotation, molecular function: D-alanine-D-alanine ligase activity; ATP binding; metal ion binding. Lineage: Eukaryota; Fungi; Ascomycota; Dothideomycetes; Pleosporales; Pleosporaceae. The transcript has 3 exons. The record is from RefSeq and is a predicted model, not a curated record. Gene Ontology annotation, biological process: peptidoglycan biosynthetic process. Bases 1 to 798 code for a protein of 265 amino acids.
AUGGCUGAGACGUUGAAGAUUGUGGCACAGCCACCGAAGCUGGUGGAGCUGUGCGACGAUAAAGCGUUUGUUAACGAUCUUCUUCGUUCUCGUGGUGGGUUUACGCUGCCGGAUGCGCGGGAUGUGAUGAUUGAUGAGGAAGAUCUUAGGGAGAUACUGUGGGAAGAUCUUCGGUAUCCUGUUGUCGCUAAGCCGGUUAGAGGACGAGGGAGUUAUGGAGUGAGAGUUUGUCGCUCCGAAGACGAACUGAUCGACCAUUGCGGCGAUCUACUGGGAGAGGAUGUGUACGUGAUCGUCGAGGACUUUCUUGCGGGUCAGGAAGUCACUGUUACUGUGAUGCCGCCUGCGCCUGCAUCGGGACAGGACGGGUAUUGGGCGAUGCCGGUUGUGGAACGGUUUAAUCACGCUGAUGGUGUCGCACCGUACAACGGCACAGUCGCUGUUAUGCAGAACUCUCGCUGUCUUUCCGAAGACGAACACCUGGCCGAUCCACAGUAUGGUGAGGUACAGCGACAGUGUGUUGAAGUAGCAAAGCUGCUCCAAUGUACUGCUCCUAUUCGAGUUGACGCUCGUCGGUUCACGGAGGAUGGAUCGUCGCCAUUCGCUCUCUUUGAUGUGAACAUGAAACCGAACAUGACGGGUCCUGGUAGGCCUGGUAGAGAGAACCAAGCUAGUUUGACGGCACUGGCUGCUGCUGGCUUGGGAUGGGACUAUCCGACUCUGCUGUUGAAGAUCCUUGAGUCGAGUAGUUCGCUGCGUGAUCUGAGAAAUGACACGUCGUCGUUAAUCACGAAGUAG